GGGUUAGAGGCUCUGAGGUCUGAGAGGCUCUGUGAGGGUUAGAGGCUCUGAGGCUCCGUGAGGGUUAGAGGCUGUUAGAGGUCUGAGAGGCUGCAGAUCUGAUAUUCAAACAACCAGAGGUCGAGCAGACAUCCACCGUGUGAGCUCAGCUGUUGAUCUUCAUCAUGGUGGAGCCGACAGCAUCUGGAGUGUUCUGUAACCGGAUGCUGAGCAUGGUCAACUCUGAGGACGUGAACGCCAUCAUCCAGGCUCAGAGACACAUGCUUGACCGCUUUGAGAAAACCAACGAGAUGCUGAUCAACUUCAACGGGCUGUCCAACGUGAGACUGCAGCAGAUGAACGAACGCUUCCUACUCCACACUCGCACCCUGGUGGAGAUGAAGAAAGAUCUGGACAGCGUCUUCAGGAGGAUCAGGACACUUAAAGGGAAGAUUGCUAAGCAGUACCCGGAAGCUUUCAGCAAUAUCCAUGAGUCACCCGUCCUGGAGGACGACGAUGAUGAGUUCGACCCAGUUCCCCGCAGUGCUGCCACAAGAAUUACAACAGCCACCUCGGAGCAGAGCACAGAGUCCUGUGACACAAGUCCAGAUGUGAUCUCACCCACUGUGAGCCGAUGCUCUGAAGAUCUCUCUCAAGAGCCGCCGGACACGCCCACCUCCGACGUCCCAGAGACAGCCGUCCUACUGGACGAGGGUCCGGACUCUGUACCUGCAGAAUAGAGCGAGCGUUGUGUGAAUGGAUUUCAGCCUCGAGCUUCAACCUUCAAACUAUUUGAGCAGGAGGUCAUGUUGUAUAUUUGAGUUUGUGUUGGCCUCUACAAUAUCUGCUGACUUUUCUGUUGGGAAGAGCGUCAUAACCUUGAUGUUAGGUGUGGCUAUGAACUGUCAGUGAGGAUGCUGGGUUUUUGUUGGCAUGCUUAUUUGUCCUUUGCCUGCACAGCACUAAAAUAAUGCAGAUUAUACUUGAAGUGGUAUCUCACUAUAGAUGUACUGUAUAUCUAUAGGAUACUGACAGUAAACCUGAGCAAAAGCCUUCACUCAUUAUGUGAUUAGAAGCAUCUAGAAUUGUUUUGUUGUUGACUGAAGGAAGAAAUCUCAUGAUUUAUGUUUAUGUUUUGAAAGACAAAAGUGAAUGAUCGUCUCAACCUGAAUAAAAGUAGUUAGGGUUUGUGAGUAGUUACUACUGUUGUCUUACUAUUACAACAGUAUCAUAUUGCAGCAUUGUUAUUCUAUGAGCCUCUGUUAAAACCAGAAAAUAUGUUUGUUAAUGCAUUCAUUAAUGUUUUUCAGCAGCAUUUAAUCUGAUACUUUACUGAUCCCUGCCAAGAAAUGCUCUCUUUGUUUGCUGCCUCCAUCGCAGGGAAGUCAAGGAGAACUUUAAUCGUCUGUGAUUCAGCAAACUAUUCAAGGACACAUGAGGACGGAGGCUCUUUGAUACGAGAGCUGGAAACAGACCCAACAACUCCUUUCUCUCCAUUAAAGAUGCAGUUUUGAUGUAAAAGGGAAAUUCAUCUUAAAAUGUCCUUCAUUUGUUAUUUAUGUCAUAUUUUUACAUCUCAGUUUUCAUUUGUGGAUUUGAAAAAUGUUGUCCUUUUAAAAGCAGAGAGAGAGUAUAGUGAUAAAAUGUUGACAAUGCUCCAUAAUAAUAAUAAUAAUGUAAUAAUAAUAAAAAAUAAUAAUUGUAUGACUCUA
This is a messenger RNA of Sebastes umbrosus (honeycomb rockfish), 1691 nucleotides long. It is a transcript of the gene kxd1, whose product is annotated as KxDL motif containing 1. Gene Ontology annotation, cellular component: BORC complex. The record is from RefSeq and is a predicted model, not a curated record. Gene Ontology annotation, biological process: lysosome localization. Lineage: Eukaryota; Metazoa; Chordata; Actinopteri; Perciformes; Sebastidae. The transcript has 5 exons. The coding region runs from base 165 to 719 and encodes 184 amino acids.